GCGAUCGGCUGAUUAUAUAUUUUCGCUUUGAAGACGGUCGUGCGGCAAAUUACUAGCAUUAGUGCGAGAACGGAAUGUAUCUGUUCAGCGAGCUGCAUUUCCCUGUCACCUUAGAAAUACUGGACCCCGUAUUGCCGGAGUCGAGUCGGCAUAGCAUGUAGGAAGCCAGCGAGAAGCUGAGGGAGACACUUAACGAAUUUUGAUACUUAAGGGCGUUAAUAACGCGACCUCGAAAGAAUACAGUGCAGGAUAUAGACCUGCAGCUAACUGGAUUUGAUUUAUACGAGGAAAAUCUGCAGUAAAUGGCUACGCUGUUCAUAUUGCCAGAAUGGAAAAUAGAAUUGUCGAUAGGAUGUGGCCUGAUAAAUAGCGCCUUGUGAAGAUGCCGCUCCAAUAACUGUGAAAUCAAUGGGAAAUACUUGCCAUGCGAAAAGCCUUUGAGAUUUUGACAGCAUUGUGUUCUGGGGGUUUGAUACCUUUGCUUAGAUUGCCCUGUCUUGCAAGUGGAUAUAAAUAGGAUUGCUUUUAGUGCAGCUAUACAGAAAUAAUUUUGGACGAUGUCACUUCAGAAAUCACCAGGAUUUAACUAUAUGUGGCGGGUGAUGAAGGUGCAGCUACACUCAGGAGUGGAUGUCACUUUUGUCCUCUGGAUACUUGGAUUUACGCUGCAGGCAGCUGUUGUCUCAUCCCAGAAGCUUGAUGAAUCGGACCCAGUGGUAACAACCACUUAUGGUAAAUUGCGAGGAUUUAAAAAGGAACUCAACAAUGAAAUUUUGGGCCCAGUUAUACAGUUUCUUGGUGUUCCGUAUGCUGCACCUCCAAUUGGAGAGCGCCGGUUUCAGCCCCCGGAGCCACCAGUCCCUUGGUCUGAAAUACGCAAUGCUACCCAGUUUGCCCCAGUUUGUCCCCAGAAUAUCUUGGAAGGAAGGCUGCCAGAGGUUAUGCUUCCUGUGUGGUUCACAAAUAAUUUGGACAUAGUUACAAGUUAUGUUCAAGACCAGAGUGAAGACUGCCUUUUCUUAAAUAUCUAUGUUCCAACAGAGGAUGGUCCCCUUACAAAGAAACAGAAUGAUGAUUUAGGUGAUAAUGACGGUGCUGAAGAUGAAGACAUUCGGGAAAGUGGUAGCCCAAAGCCAGUAAUGGUGUUUAUCCAUGGAGGUUCAUACAUGGAGGGAACUGGCAAUAUGUUUGACGGAAGCAUCUUGGCAAGUUAUGGCAAUGUUAUAGUCAUCACAGUGAACUACAGGCUUGGUGUAUUAGGUUUCCUAAGUACGGGUGACCAAGCUGCUAAAGGAAACUAUGGACUGCUCGAUCAAAUCCUAGCCUUACGCUGGACUAGUGAGAACAUUGCAUUUUUUGGUGGUGAUCCCCUAAGAAUAACUGUUUUCGGAUCAGGGGCAGGUGCUUCCUGUGUCAAUCUUUUGACUUUGUCCCAUUAUUCUGAAGGUAACCGUUGGAGCAAUUCAACCAAAGGACUCUUUCAAAGGGCGAUAGCACAGAGUGGCACUGCUCUCUCCAGUUGGGCCGUGAGCUUCCAGCCAGCAAAAUAUGCCAGGAUGUUGGCCACCAAAGUGGGCUGCAACCUUGUCGACACCCUUGACUUAGUGGAGUGCCUUCAAAAGAAGCACUACAAAGAAUUGGUGGACCAGGACAUCCAGCCUGCUAGGUACCAUAUAGCCUUUGGACCAGUCAUUGAUGGUGAUGUCAUACCAGAUGAUCCUCAGAUUCUGAUGGAGCAAGGUGAAUUUUUGAACUAUGACAUCAUGUUGGGUGUGAACCAAGGAGAAGGACUGAAAUUUGUGGAGCUUAUUGUCGAUAAUGAAAAUGGAGUACAGGCCAAUGAUUUUGAUUAUGCUGUCUCAAGUUUUGUGGAUGAUUUAUAUGGCUAUCCAGAUGGAAAAGACAUUCUUAGGGAAACGAUUAAAUUUAUGUACACUGAUUGGGCUGAUAGGCAUAAUCCUGAAACAAGGAGGAAGACUCUUCUGGCGUUGUUUACUGACCACCAGUGGGUGGCACCAGCUGUUGCAACAGCUGAUCUUCACUCGAGUUUUGGAUCUCCAACUUACUUCUAUGCCUUCUAUCACCAUUGCCAGACCGACCAAGUGCCAGCAUGGGCUGAUGCAGCACACGGAGAUGAGAUUCCAUACGUUUUUGGUCUCCCGAUGAUUGGCCCUACAGAGCUGUUUCCAUGCAAUUUCUCUAAAAAUGAUGUCAUGCUAAGUGCAGUUGUGAUGACCUACUGGACUAAUUUUGCAAAAACUGGUGAUCCAAACCAACCAGUGCCCCAGGAUACAAAAUUUAUUCAUACCAAACCUAACCGCUUUGAAGAGGUGGCGUGGACCAGGUAUACACAAAAAGACCAGCUGUACUUGCAUAUUGGUUUAAAGCCCAGGGUCAAAGAGCACUACAGGGCAAAUAAAGUAAACCUUUGGCUCGAGUUGGUGCCUCAUCUGCACAGCUUGAAUGAAGUAACCCAGUUCUCAUCCACAACCACAAAAGUUCCACCACCAGAUGUAACUCCAAGAACACCUAAGAAAAUCCCAGGAAUUACCAAGCGUCCGGUAACGCCCAUUCCUCCUACAGAGAGUCAUCAUAGUGAGAAUCAGCAGGAAGAUCCUUUCUUGGUGAACCAGCGAGAUUAUUCUACAGAGCUGAGUGUCACAAUUGCAGUUGGGGCAUCUUUGUUGUUUUUGAACAUCUUGGCUUUUGCUGCACUCUAUUACAAAAAGGACAAGCGAAGACAUGAUGUCCAUAGGAGGUGUAGUCCCCAGCGCAACACUGCCAAUGACCUUAUUCACACACAAGAGGAGGAGAUUAUGUCUUUGCAAAUGAAGCAUACAGAUCUAGAUCAUGAGUGUGAUUCCAUCCAUCCACAUGAUGUGGUUCUGAGAACUGCUUGUCCACCUGAUUAUGCUUUAGCGAUGAGAAGGUCGCCUGAUGAUAUUCCUUUAAUGACCCCCAAUACCAUCACAAUGAUCCCCAAUACUAUACCUGGGAUUCAGCCCCUGCAUACGUUUAACACUUUUACUGGUGGGCAAAACAACACCUUGCCUCAUCCUCACCCACAUUCACAUUCAACGACCAGGGUAUAGCCAGACAGGACAGACCAUAUAAACUCUUCUGCAACUCCUCCUGGUAUGGAAGCUGUCUUGGUAAACUUUUUACGGGUUACUGUAUAAGGAGAUAAUGUUUUAUUUUGGUGAAAUAUCCUUGUUUGGGGUAUUACUGGAAAAUAAAAGGAAGAACAACAAAAAACCUUCUUUUGGCGAAGGAUUAUCAUUUUCAUGAAAACUGACAACAGUUGCAGUGUGCAAUUGUCAUACAAAAAUAAGGAGGGGUGGCACUAAAAUUGUUAAAAGAAUGUUUCCACAAGGCUGGGAAAUGUACAGCGAACCUUCGCAAGCCAAGAACCAAUGCAACUCAACAAAUUAGGCAUGCGCAACGCAAAUGAUACAAAUGUAAAGAAAAAAAAACAGAAAA
Molecule: messenger RNA, 3480 nt
Organism: Erpetoichthys calabaricus (reedfish)
Lineage: Eukaryota; Metazoa; Chordata; Cladistia; Polypteriformes; Polypteridae
Gene: nlgn1
Product: neuroligin 1
Biological process (GO): synaptic vesicle endocytosis; chemical synaptic transmission; postsynaptic membrane assembly
Cellular component (GO): synapse; cell surface; postsynaptic specialization membrane
Molecular function (GO): neurexin family protein binding; signaling receptor activity
Source: RefSeq, a predicted model, not a curated record